Molecule: messenger RNA, 4303 nt
Organism: Neocloeon triangulifer
Lineage: Eukaryota; Metazoa; Arthropoda; Insecta; Ephemeroptera; Baetidae
Gene: Dpp10
Product: inactive dipeptidyl peptidase 10
Exons: 12
Coding region: 1371-3950 (859 amino acids)
Biological process (GO): proteolysis
Molecular function (GO): dipeptidyl-peptidase activity; serine-type peptidase activity
Source: RefSeq, a predicted model, not a curated record
UUUAUAAGCGCAGGAAAAUAGUGCAAAACGAAAUAAUCACGACCAAGAGCAUCAGAUCUGUUGAUUUAUGAAUUUUUUUCAACAACAAUGCUCCGCUUGUCAUCUGAGAGUUGAGUGCCAAUUCUGCACACUCCUCAAUUAUUCAAAGCAGCGCUGCUCAUAAACUAUGCUGCUAGUGUAUAAAGAGAAGCGCGGCCGAGGCUCUCGUGGACUCAAAUUAAUGGUCACAUAUGCACUUCCGCAAUUUCCACCGCAGUGUCAUUUUACGCAUCGUGCGCAUCGUAAUCUUCCACUUGAGCGCGCCCGAAAGUGCUUCAUUGUCUUGAGAAACAGAAACUCUUCAUCACGGCAAGAAAUAAAAUAAAAAAAUAUGCGAAAAUCUUAAAUUAGAAUAAGAGUAACAUUUUCUCAAUUGGAAGGUACAAUUUCAUUUAAAAAAAUAUUAUUACUUUCAUGCAGGCAAACAAAUCUACUUGUUGGCGCAUUAUUUCGCGAAACCACCGCAGCACCAUUGUGACGAGGGCACGUUGGUCGGUGCUGCCCCUGCAAAUGAAUGCAAACAUUAUUUUCCACGCACUCACUUUCGCCUUUUCCCGACAGGUGUCCCUGACGGGUACAACCCUUGCCUUGUUGGGCACGCGUGUGCGGUGCCAACCCUCGCGAUCCCUUCUUCCUUUGCGCGAAUCAAUAUGCCACUCGCUCGGAAGCGCUGACCCAAUUCGCGAUUUACUCCCGCGCUUGAUCGACACCUAGUGGAUUUUUUCGCCUCCAUUAACUGAAGGACCAGACACCCGCUUAUCUUAUCAGCGGGGCGAUGUGCAUGUAAUUGCAGUGGCGGCGCCACACGUUGUUAACCCGCGCGAUGCUCUUUUAACCCCUCUUCUCCCAUUGUCACGCGAGUCUUUGAGGGGGCGUAGGGGGUGCCUCUAUCGAUUCAGCGUGGCCCGGGCCGACUUGCGGUGGUGCCUCCAACUAUCCCUUUGUAGUAAUAUCGCACCAUGUCCGAGGAAGGCAAUUUUGACGACGAGCCUGCUGCCUUGUUACCGCCUUGUAAUCAUUAAGAGACGCACACCUUGGUAGUUAUUCUUCUAUUUAUUUGUUUAUUUUUCUUUUUGAUUUUCUUUGUUUUGAUAUUUUAUCAAGGGAUUUUUCCUUUAAUUUCUAUUCGAAUAAAACGUCGUCAAGACUAAAUUUGAGUAGUCGCGUGUGUGCUUGAUUGGAAUCGUGAGAGCGAGACGAGGGUUUUUCUGUGGGCCUGAGGAAAUGAACGGAGGCGCAUGCUUGGCUCACGCGGCACGCAAAAGGUCCCGGGGAUAUCGGCAGCAGUCAGUGAGCGGACACCGCCGGGGUGAAAUGAAAAUCAACAAGUAAUGGAGGGCAAGGAAGGCCUGAAAGAUGACGAGUUGGUGUCGAGCAAUGCGAACCAACGCAACUGGCGGGGCAUCCUCAUCGCCCUCCUGGUCAUCGUGUUCGUGCUCGCCCUCAUCGUCACCUCGGUGGUGCUACUGACGCCGCCCGAUGAGGGGCCACGCGUCAAGGGUCAUCGCUUCAAACUGGCCGACGUGCUCGGACAUGAAUUCCUGCCACUGCGCUUCAACGGCACGUGGGUGUCCGCUCACGAGCUCGUCUACCUGGACCACCACGGCGGCAUCAGCCUGCUCAACGUGCUCAACGCCUCGUCCAAAGUUCUGAUGAACAAUCAGACCUUUAGGAGGCUAAAUUCUGCCAAAUUCACCCUCUCCCCUGACCAUCGGUACAUUCUGCUGGCGCAUAAUGUCCAGAAACUCUUCCGCCACUCGUUUCUUGCCCAGUACACCGUCUACGAUAUAGCCACCACGGAGCUGUUUCCGCUGACACCGACCCCCGAGGACCCGACUCAGCCCUACUUGUUGCACGCAGCAUGGACACCGAAACAGGGCCACGCCUUGGUAAUAGUUUACGACUACGACAUCUACUAUCGGCCGGGCCCUCGAGGAAAUCUGGUGUACCGGGUGACCUCGGACGCCGUCCCAGGGGUGGUCAGCAACGGGGUGCCGGAUUGGGUUUACGAAGAAGAAGUGCUGAACAGUAAUCUGGCGCUGUGGUUUGCCGAGGACGGCCUCCUCAUCUCCUACGCCACAUUCAACGACUCGAGGGUGGAGGAGCUCAAAUUUCCAUGGUUUGGUACGCUCGACGAGUUGAAGCUCUAUCCCGAUAUCCGCAGCCUGCGCUACCCAAAGCCCGACACUCCUAAUCCAGCGGUCACUCUGUGGGUGGCGGAUUUGGCCGACCCAAAGAAUAUUCGCAAGAGAGACCUCAAGCCACCGUCCGCCCUGGAUGAUGAGGAGUUUUACUUUACUUCCGUCACCUGGGUUAGCCUCACAGAAUUAUCCGUUAUCUGGAUGAACCGAGCGCAAAAUUUCAGCCUUGUGUCCGUUUGCAAGAGUCCGCUGUGGAUGUGUCAAGAGGUGCACCGAGUAUCGAGCGACGGACGCGGUUGGGUGCAAGAACCGCGGGGCCCACCACUUUUUUCCAAAGACAGCACCAGCUUCAUCACCUUAACUCCCGUCCGAGAUGGCGCCGCCGGCCGCUUCAUGCACGUUACCCUGGUGGACACCUCCAAGGGUUUGGCGAUUCCUCUCACCCACGGCCGCUACGACAUUGUCCGAAUCCUGGUGUGGGAUCAUCAGGAGAGCAAAAUCUACUUCCUGGCCGCUCCCGAAGGCCGACCAGGACAACAGCACCUGUGGCGCUUUACUCUGGUGGCCCGUGUGGCCAGCGAACCUGAGUGCUUGACCUGCCCAUACCCUGACGUAACUACCGACUCUGAAUCCGCCUACGGGGACGACUCGGACGAAGACGUGGACCCUGAAGACGCCCUGUCGACCACAACAACCACAACAGCGGCGCCCCGAAAGAGCAAAAAGGGCCGCCCGCCACCUCCUCCGCACCCCAGCACCCUGGUUUGGCGACCCUGUCUUUAUCACACGGCCCUGUUCAGCCCGACCAAGGACUAUGUGGUCGUUGAGUGUCUUGGACCUGGAGUGCCCUUUACGCGUCUCUACACCACUCGAGAGAGCUCGGACGGUCUUCGUUUGAUCGCCACUUUGCAAAACAACACCCGUUUGCAAGAGAAAGCGGCAGGGAUGGCUUUGCCACAAGUCAAGACCUUCCCCGUGCAGAUUUCUGGAGGUUACCACGCCAGGGUGAGACUUCACCUGCCACCGGGCUUGCGAGAGGACGAAAUAACGCAGUACCCGCUCGUACUGCACAUCUACGGAGGCCCAGGCUCGCAACUAGUGACGGAGCGCUGGAAGUUGGAUUGGAACACGUAUCUUGCGUCCAAACGUGACUAUAUUGUAGCCCAAAUUGACGGACGUGGGUCUGGCGGCCAGGGAGAAAAAUUGCUGCACGAAGUUUAUCACCGCUUAGGAACCGUCGAAGUCAAGGACCAGUUAGAAGUCACGGAGUACCUGAGGGACACUUUCCACUUUAUUGAUAAAAGAAGGGUGGCUGUGUGGGGUUGGAGUUACGGCGGCUUUGUGGCCGCGAUGGCCCUGGGAAGAGAGCAGGACAUUUUCCAGUGCGGCAUUUCCGUCGCUCCGGUCACCAAUUGGAAGCUUUACGAUUCCGUGUAUGCGGAGCGCUACAUGGGGUCACCAAACGUGACAGCAAACUACAAAGGGUACGACGAGGCAGACGUGACGAAGCGCGCCGAGCUCUUUCGUGAUAAGAUGUUCUACUUGAUUCACGGCACCGCCGACGAUAAUGUGCACCUGCAGCAAUCGAUGAUGCUGGCCAAGGCGCUGACCGCCAAGGGGGUGCUUUUCCGGCAACAGAUUUACCCCGACGAGAGCCACAACUUGAAUGGUGUCAAGCGCCACCUCUACCGCUCGAUGGCCAAUUUCUUGGACGACUGCUUCCGCAAGCAGAUGCCGCCAGACGCCAAGCCGGGCUUGAAAAAUGACUAGAGUGCCAUAUCCGCAGAAUUUAGCAAUAUAUUCACACACCUACUAAUUAGCAAUAUUAGGGACCAUGGCGAGGAACGCCUGUACAUAUUUCAAUUUAUUGAUCUCAUCGGUUCCUCCUUCCAAUGGCCGCCUCUUUACAUUUAACUACAACUGACAUCUUAACAAUGAUGAAAGAUGGAAAUUAAUAAUUAAAAAUUAUUGCAGAUAAUUGAAUUGUAAGAAAAAUUCUCUUCUCUCUUUGUGAUACUAUUAGAUGAGCAGACGAGCAUUGAUUGUUGUUAAAAUCUCAUUAAAAUAUUGACUAAGGUUGCUGUAGAGAAGCGCACUUGAGAUUAUCUCUUUAAUAAAUCCGA